UCCGCUAUAGGCUAAAUCAAAAUCCUUAUUUGUGAAAGCCAUUUGCGCAAAUCUUUGUUGUUUUUUUUUUCCUCACGGGGAAAUGAGUCGUAUACAUCCUCAUUCAAAGUGCGGAGUGUUGCUUUUAAUGCUCAAGUCGUGACGUUUUUUUUUUUGACAAGCUUAACUCAUUUUGUUGCAGACUGAGGAAGAAGAUGGCGGAGGAACACAAAAGCAGUGAACUCCAAGACAUAAAGGAGUUGGUGGAUGAAUUGUACAAUUACAGAGACUGUUACUUUGAGACUCACAGCGUGGAGGAGGCGGCCCGGAAACAAGAAGAUGUCACACUCGAGUUGGAAAAGGUGCUGAAAAAGCUGCAGGAAAAAGAAGAUUCCUACAAGCACAAAGCAGAGUUUCUGCUGCUGAAGGGCAGGUGCCUCAGCGUAGCCCCAGAUUUCAGCGUCGCUGCAGAGGAUUGCCUUUCCCGCGCUGUCAAGCUGGAGCCUGGCUUGGUGGACGGCUGGAACACUCUUGGCGAGCAGUACUGGAAAAAGGGCGACCUGAUGGCUGCGAAGAACUGCUUCACGGGAGCCUUGCAGCAGAGCAAGAACAAAGUGUCUCUGCGCAACAUGUCCAUGGUUCUGAGGCAGCUCCCAGCGGCGGACGGCGACACGCACGGAAAGCAGGUUAUGGAGAGCGUGGACAUGGCCCGGCAAGCUGUCCAACUGGACGUCGCUGACGGGACAUCCUGGUAUAUUUUAGGCAACGCCUAUGUAUCCCUGUUCUUCUCUUGUGGACAAAGGCCGCAGUUUUCCACACAGGCUCUAAGUGCCUACGCGCAGGCUGAAAGAGUGGACCGAGCCGCCGCCUGCUACCCAGAGCUGCACUUUAACCGAGCCAUCCUGUUUCAGUACGAAGAAAUGUUUGGGUCGGCGCUGGGGGGCUACAGCCGCGCGGCCGCCUUGGACCCCGGCUGGCCAGAGCCUGCGGAGAAGGAAAAGCAGCUGAUGGAGUACCUCAACAACGUCACAGAACUCUGUCAGAAAAAGGGGAAGGUGAAAGCGCGUCGUUUACGGAGCAUGCUGUCCAACCUGAGCACGUCGUCUCUGGGCCCAUGUUCCUCUCCCGAUUUUCGCUCAUGGACGGGUCGCGUGGGCAGCCUGGAAUCGCGGCCAUCAUCCUCGCUGACGCACGGCCUCAACGGCGGCGUGGCCGCCCUGGGGAAGGUGGUGUUCAGUCUGGCGUCCCAGGAUCGCAUGGCCUUUACGUUCGGCAUGGUGGACAGCGAGGAGACGUGCGUGGUGGUGAUGGUGUACAACACGGCCGACAGCUGGGGGGUCCUCAUCGGAGACACGGUGGUGGUUCCCGAGCCUCGGGUCAAACGACACAGCAUCACGCACAAAGACAGGUCGUUUGACUUCAAGAGCAUCCGAGUGGACUCUCCUUUGUUCCUCAUCGUCAACGGCAGGACACAAAAUGCCCAGAGUCUCAUCGUUACCUCCGUCAGCUACAAGCCUCAGAGUGAAUAAGGACCAAAUGGAGCGGACCAGUUUCGUAUGUUGUUUUGUAAAUAAUUCCCGGCCGGCCGUCACGUUAUUGUUUUUUUUUUCUUUAUAUUUAUUUGAGUGUACAUUGUUGUGGAGGCAUCAACUGGUUGCAAAAUAAAGUUGAAUGUGCAAUCCUG
Molecule: messenger RNA, 1663 nt
Organism: Hippocampus comes (tiger tail seahorse)
Lineage: Eukaryota; Metazoa; Chordata; Actinopteri; Syngnathiformes; Syngnathidae
Gene: ttc5
Product: tetratricopeptide repeat domain 5
Exons: 9
Coding region: 195-1508 (437 amino acids)
Molecular function (GO): protein binding
Source: RefSeq, a predicted model, not a curated record